AUGUUGAACGAUCAAUUAACAAUUAAUACCUUGAGAAAGUUAAACUCUAGGCUUGCAUCCGAGAUUACUGAACUUAGAAAAGAGAAUGCCGAAAUUCUAGAACUUAGAAAGAAAUUUGCUGAAGUUGAGGCCGAGAACAUCGAACUUAAAGCUGAGAAC
Molecule: messenger RNA, 159 nt
Organism: Diversispora eburnea
Lineage: Eukaryota; Fungi; Glomeromycota; Glomeromycetes; Diversisporales; Diversisporaceae
Source: the annotation of a GenBank genome assembly